CUCGACUUGGAAAAACUCUCCAUCGUUCUCUCGUCUCUCUCUAUAUCCUUCUCUCUCUCUUCAAGAGAAAGAGAAGAAAAAAUAAAAGCUCUUCAAAAAAUGGGAAAGUACGGGGAGAUGUUGGAUCUAGGCGUGAGAAUAGUGGCGAGGUUUCAUUCUCACUGUCCUCAGACAGCGCGUCUCUAUUACCAUCCUCCUUCUGACGGCCACCACCGUCGCGGCGUCACUGAUUUAAUCGGAGGUGGGGUAACGGGUGGGUCAGGUCAAGAUUCGACGGUGUUGGUUGGUGGGUUAGGAACAGGAACUGGUGCUGGUUGCGGUGUCAAGUCUUCUCAGGUGUAUGAAGACGCCAGAGAUCUCUUGUUGUUCUCUGUUGUUUGAUUGAUUUGUCAACAAAAAAGUAAAAAAAAAAAAACAUAUUCAUUUGGUUACGUUAUUGAUUGAGAAAACUGUUUCUUGUGAGGUUUUGAUGUUACAUUAAAACAUCUCUGGAUUCCAAAACUAUUGGAUGUUGAUGAAAAUUUGAUUAUUAUUAUUUUUUGUUUGUUUGACUUGGUUCGGUAUUAGGUUGCUGCAUCUUUGGUUUAACCCCUCGUAAUAUUUAUUGACGAAGUUAUUUGCCU
Raphanus sativus (radish) is the source of this 623-nucleotide messenger RNA. RefSeq lists its product as uncharacterized. NCBI's taxonomy places the organism in Eukaryota, Viridiplantae, Streptophyta, Magnoliopsida, Brassicales, Brassicaceae. Bases 100 to 381 code for a protein of 93 amino acids. The record is from RefSeq and is a predicted model, not a curated record. The transcript has a single exon.